Pleurotus ostreatus (oyster mushroom) is the source of this 1554-nucleotide messenger RNA. RefSeq lists its product as uncharacterized. The transcript has 9 exons. Bases 1 to 1554 code for a protein of 517 amino acids. Gene Ontology annotation, molecular function: metalloexopeptidase activity; aminopeptidase activity. NCBI's taxonomy places the organism in Eukaryota, Fungi, Basidiomycota, Agaricomycetes, Agaricales, Pleurotaceae. Gene Ontology annotation, biological process: proteolysis. The record is from RefSeq and is a predicted model, not a curated record.
AUGGUCCAAAUCACUUCCUUGGCCGUUGCUGCCUCCCUCGCAUCCUACGCCUGUGCCAGCCCAAUUGACGAUCUCAUCAACCGGUUCAAGAUCCCUCUCGCGUCCGAGAAGCUCCAAAACGAUAUCAAAUUAUCGGCGCUGCAGUCCCACGCGAGGUCGCUCCAAAGAUUCGCAGAUAGGUCGAACGGAACCCGUGUCUUCGGCUCGCAAGGUCAUAAUGAAUCUGUUGACUAUGUAGCCAAACUCGCAAGACUCGCUGGAUACGAAGUCCAGAGGCAAACCUUCCCCUUCCCUUACUCCGAGGUCUUAUCUCAGAGGUUCGAAGCUGGCUCGCCCAUCAACAUCAGUGCCAUGACCUUCUCUCCAUCUACUCCGUUGGGCGGCCUUACCGCGCCACUUGUCCACAUUCCAGAUGCGGAUACUCCCCCGUCAGCAGGGUGCACUCCAGCUGAUUUUGAAGGAAUCGACGCCACCGGGAAAAUCGCUCUGAUCCAGCGCGGUGAAUGCAGUUUUGCUAUCAAGAACCAGAACGCGAAAGCUGCCGGCGCUGUGGGUGUUGUUGUGUACAACAACGCUGACGGCAGCCUCUCCGGCACUCUUGGCGACCCAAAUGCUGCUGCAUUCGUUCCCAUCGGUGGUAUUAGUCGCGCUGCCGGAGAAGACCUCGUGACAAGGCUAGCAUCUGGUCAAACCAUCGACGCCACGCUCGACAUCAACAUCUUCAACGAGGACAGGUACAGCAGCAACGUUAUUGCUACCUCCAAGGCCGGAGAUAAGAGCAACAUCGUAUUCAUCGGCUCCCACCUUGACUCUGUCCGCGCUGGUGCUGGUAUCAAUGACAAUGGGUCAGGCUCGAUAGCGAUCCUUGAGCUCGCCGUACAGUUGUCGAAGUAUAGGUUGAAGAACGCUGUCCGGUUUGCUUGGUGGACCGCUGAGGAGUUCGGGUUGGUUGGCUCCGAACACUACGUCGCAAACCUUUCAGAGGAAGAGCGAAAGAAGAUUGCGCUCUACAUCAAUCUGGAUAUGGUCGCGAGUCCCAACUAUGUCCACGCAGUUCUCGACGGUGAUGGUUCCUCUGGACUCAACCCAGGGCCAACCCCACCUGGCUCAGGUGCAAUCGAAAAAGUCUUCACCGACUAUUACGCAUCGAAAAAGAUUCCCAGCGUCCCAUCAGCGUUCAACGGCCGCUCCGACUAUGGCCCUUUCAUCGCUGAGGGUAUCAACAUCCCCUCUGGAGGCAUCUUCACCGGCGCUGAAGGUAUCAAGACCGAAGAACAAGCCAAGCUCUUCGGUGGUUCCGCUGGCGUUGCGUACGACGUGAACUAUCACGGAGCCGGUGAUAGCUAUGAUAACCUUAACUUUAAAGCAUUCGAAGCAAACGCCAAGGCCGCGGCGCAUGCUGUUGCUACCUUUGUUGCUUCAACGGCUGUCGUGGAGAAGGAAAAGACCUCGACCGUUAACCCCGGUCUGAGACUUGCGUCCGUACCGAACACUCUGCCGAAUGACGCGCUGGGAGUGCAAGGGAAGGACUUCUGCACUGGUGAACUAGCUUGA